This is a messenger RNA of Dendrobium catenatum, 2566 nucleotides long. RefSeq names its product probable GTP diphosphokinase RSH2, chloroplastic. The transcript has 6 exons. Bases 335 to 2419 code for a protein of 694 amino acids. Gene Ontology annotation, biological process: guanosine tetraphosphate metabolic process. Gene Ontology annotation, cellular component: chloroplast. The record is from RefSeq and is a predicted model, not a curated record. Lineage: Eukaryota; Viridiplantae; Streptophyta; Magnoliopsida; Asparagales; Orchidaceae.
UCAAGCAACCAUAACUUCGGAGGGUGAAGAGGGAGAACAACUCCAGGUUUCCUAUUGACCUUCGCUGCCCUAUUGUUGGCCUCAUCUCUCUUCCCCCUUCCUCGAACUUAGGGUUUCUUCCACGAAUUCCACUCCAAUCGCCAUCAAUUUGUUGCCUUCCCUCUAACCCGGAAUCAAAAUUCGUCCUUGUUCGCCCAUGCGCGACCUCGCCGUGCCUUCAAAAGAGCGUCUUUGAUCUUUACUUCUCUCAUUCAUCUUCCUGUAGGGCUUACAAUUUGUUCUUCUCAUCCCCAAUAAACAAAAAUACAGUUUGAUUCUUUAUUCAAUACCGUCCAUGUCGGUGCCUGCUAUUGCCCUUUACUCGGGUCCGCCGGGUGGCAUCUACACGGGAGAUCUCGACCUCAAUCCCCGCCCUUCUUCGUCCUCUACGCAGCGGCCGAUGUCCGGUGGGCUUUCCUGCCUUUUCUCCUCGCCCGCUUCCCGCUCAUCUGCUGGCAUAUCUACCUCAGUUGAGGAACUCAACUCUCUCCGGCAAGAUCGCUGCGACGACCUCAGCUGCUCCUUCUCCUAUUCUUCCUCCUUAAAAUGCCGGGACCAUAGCCCUGUCUCUGUCUUCCACGGUCCAGUCUCCUGCAGCUCCGCAAGUAGCCAAUCGAGAAGUCCUCCGUCGAUUAGGGUUCCUUCUGGCGAUUGGAAAUCGGGGAGAGACCGUAUUUUUUCUCGUUUUGUAAGGAGCGCCCUCGGUUCGUGCUUGGAUUACGACUCUCCUAGCUUUCCGAUGCCCGGCGGCUUAGUUGAGGAGGAAGAGCUUGCCUUUAGUUUUGAGGACAGUUUCGGCAAUAUCUUACCUCGGAGCUGCGAGCCUUAUGCGUUGAGAUUGCUUGCAGGAGCUCAAUCAAGGCAUAAGAUCUUUCAUGAAGAUAUUGUAAUUAAGGCUUUUUUUGAGGCUGAGAAGGCUCACAGGGGGCAGGUAAGGGCGAGCGGUGAUCCAUACUUGCAGCAUUGCGUGGAAACGGCAGUGUUGUUGGCACAGAUUGGUGCGAAUUCUUUGGUUGUUGCUGCAGGCCUGCUGCAUGAUUCUGUUGAUGAUUCUUUUAUGAGUUAUGGUUACAUUUUUCGAAUGUUUGGUGCUGGGGUAGCUGAUUUAGUUGAAGGGGUUUCUAAACUUAGCCAGCUGAGCAAGCUUGCUCGUGAUAACAACACUGCAAGUAAGACCAUUGAGGCAGACCGGCUGCACACAAUGUUUCUUGCAAUGGCAGAUGCAAGAGCAGUUCUUAUAAAGUUAGCAGACAGACUUCAUAACAUGAUGACACUUGAUGCUUUACCUUUGGUCAAGCAACAGAGGUUUGCAAAAGAAACGCUGGAAAUUUUUGCUCCUUUAGCCAACAGAUUAGGGAUUUUCACUUGGAAGGAACAGCUUGAGAAUUUGUGCUUUAAGCAUCUUCAUCCUGAGCAGUGCGCGGAGCUUUCUUCUGAACUCGAGAGUCAUUUUGAUGAACAGUUGAUUGUAUCAACCAUAGAAAAGUUAGAGAAGGCUCUUAAGGAUGAAGGUGUUUCCUAUCAUAUUCUUUAUGGCAGGCAAAAAAGCUUAUACAGCAUUCACCGCAAGAUGCAAAAGAAGAAGCUCCAUAUGGAUGAGAUCCAUGACAUUCAUGGUUUGCGUUUGAUCGUUGAGAAUGAAGAAGACUGCUUUGCAGCGCUCAAUGUUGUUCAUGGUUUAUGGCCCAAAGUUCCUGGAAGAUUCAAAGAUUACAUAACGUAUCCAAAGUUUAACGGGUAUCGAUCUUUGCACACUGUUGUUAUGAGCAAGGAAUGCAUCCCUCUUGAAGUCCAAAUCCGAACAAAAGAGAUGCAUCUGCAGGCAGAGUUUGGAUUUGCUGCUCACUGGAGAUAUAAAGAAGGAGACUGCAAGCACUCAUCUUUUGUGCUCCAAAUGGUGGAAUGGGCAAGAUGGGUGGUCACUUGGCAAUUGGAAACCAUGAGGGAUGACCAGGCUUCUUCUCUUGGUGGUGGCUCAACUUUGAUGAGGCCAUCAUGCCCAUUUCCGUCUCAUUCUGACGAUUGCCCCUUUUCCUACUCCCAGCAAUCUGACCGUAAUGGACCUCUUUAUGUCAUCAUGCUUGAGAAUGAGAAGAUGUCUGUCCAUGAACUCCCGGAGAACUCAACAGUGAUGGAUGUGCUUGAAAAAGCUGGGCGAGGCAGCUUUAGAUGGAGCUCAUGUUCCUUCCCUUACAAGGAGGAGCUGAGGCCUAGACUGAACCACAAGCCAGUGAGCGACCCGUGUCAGAAGCUGAGGAUGGGCGACGUAGUAGAGCUAACACCCUCUAUCCCUGAUGAGUCUUUGGUGGAAUAUAGAGAAGAAAUUCAGAGAAUGUAUGAUAGAGGAUUAAGUUUGUCUAGUCGUUUGAAAAGAAGCUGACAAGUUUUAAUGUUUUUUUAACUAUAUUGUGUUCUAGGCCUCAGCAGGCCCUGCUUACCAUUGAUUCAUUGUAAAUAUAAAGUAAUUUGUAAUGGUAAACUGUAUAUGCAGCAGUUCAUAGAAAUCUAUCCAUUUGUUCUAUUUCAA